Messenger RNA from Lolium perenne, 1682 nucleotides. RefSeq names its product PTI1-like tyrosine-protein kinase 1. Gene Ontology annotation, biological process: protein phosphorylation. Gene Ontology annotation, molecular function: ATP binding; protein tyrosine kinase activity. The record is from RefSeq and is a predicted model, not a curated record. Lineage: Eukaryota; Viridiplantae; Streptophyta; Magnoliopsida; Poales; Poaceae.
CGGCCACGACCACCAGCACGAGAGGAUCCGUUCCGGCAGCUCGUCCCCCGCUGCUUAUUCUCCUCUUCAUCCUCGCCGCCGACGUACUGACCGGAGGGGGAGAGACCGACCGGGGUCACCGUACGUCUCGCGGGUUCAGGAAUCGGAGGCAUAUAGAUAGGAAGAACUAAAAGGAGGUCGUCAUCAUGUCCCGGUGGUUUUGCUGCUGCAAUUUCCAUAGUUCACAAGGUCAUGGUUCAUAUCAUCAACGCGAAGAUGAAUUUCGGUCCAGCCCAGAUGAGAAAGAAUUAUGUGUGCGUGGAAAGAGGAAAGAAGAAAAUGGGUUUGCUUCCAAAAGUGACCCAACAAGACCUCCUCCUCCCAUUGAAGUACCUGAAAUUUCACUUGAUGAAUUGAAAGAAAAGACCAACAAUUUUGGGCCAAAAGCUUUGAUCGGUGAAGGAUCAUACGGCAGAGUGUACUAUGCUAUUCUAGACAGUGGAACACAUGUUGCUGUUAAAAUGCUUGAUACUUCAUCAGACAGUGAGCCCGAUAAUGAAUUUCUUACACAGCUCUUGAUUGCGUCAAAAUUAAAGCAUGAAAAUUUUAUGGAAAUGCUUGGUUACUGUGUGGAAGGAAAUCAACGUCUGGUGGCCUAUGAAUUUGCUACGAUGGGUUCUCUACGUGAUAUUUUACAUGGAAGAAAAGGUGUCCCUGGUGCACAGCCUGGCCCAGCACUUGACUGGAUGCAGCGGGUCAAAAUUGCGAUAGAUACUGCUAAAGGGCUAGAAUAUCUUCAUGAGAAGGCUCAACCUUCGAUAGUCCAUCGGGACAUACGGUCUAGCAAUGUCCUUCUAUUUGAGGACUACGGAGCGAAAGUUGCAGAUUUUACUCUUUCGAAUCAGUCUCCUGAUAUGGCUGCUCGUUUGCAUUCCACCCGGGUCCUUGGAACCUUCGGCUAUCAUGCUCCUGAGUUUGCCAUGGCUGGCCAGAUAACUCAGAAAAGUGAUGUAUAUAGCUUUGGAGUAGUUCUUUUAGAACUUCUGACGGGAAGGAAACCAUUAGAUAAUUCAAUGCCUAGAGGUCAGCGAAGUCUAGUUAUAUGGGCAACACCUCGCUUGACCGAGGAUACAGUAAAAGAAUGUGUUGACCCCAGGUUGAAGGGAGAGUGUCCCCCAAAAGGCGUUGCCAGGCUUGCAGCAGUGGCAGCGCUCUGCGUGCAGUACGAACCCGAGAACAGGCCUAGCAUGAGCAUUGUCGUCAAGGCACUCUCUCCCCUUUUUCAGCAUAAACCUCAACCUCCACCAGCUGCUCCUUCUGAUACAUGCAACGGCUGACUUCUGUUCUGCUGAUACAUCUUUUUCAUCAUGAGCAUUGUUUUACAGUACCACCCCUGCUUUACCAAGUUCCACAACAGGCUUCUGUUCUCCUUGCAUUUCCUGUGUGGUGGUUUUGCUGACUGAUGUGCUCUUGUUGCAUAAGUUUAGCCCAGGCGAGCGAGAUGUGUUUUGUUGAUGACCACUUCAGUAAUCGCGUUUUGGGUUCUCUAUAUACUGUAAUGUGAGUAUUUGGGAAGGUUGUAAUUGGUUCAUGGCUUGAUGUUUCUGGGUUUGCCAUUAUAUUGUGAAUUUGAGCUGACAAUGCACCCUCCCGAUUGUAUAAACUAUUGAACCCAAUUCAUUUGCGAGGCGGUGAGAAAUGCC